GUUUGGCUCUUUGUCAAUGCAAAGUCUUGGUCAACUGCAUUACUAUAUUGUACUUUGGUAGUUACAUGUGAACAAUUAGAUAGAAAAUUAGAAAGAAAAUCUAGGAAUCUGGGGAAGCUUCGUGUUGGCUUCUAGCUAGGUAAAGAUCAUAAAGCUCGCAUUUGGAGUGGUCCUUACUUUAAUUGAGAAGUGAUUUGAAACAAUGGUGAAGAAGGAGAAGGAGAGAUUCGUCAGAAUUAGUGCUCUGCUAUGGGCAGACAUACUGGUGGCCUACGCCCUCUUCGUGAUGCAAAACUAUCUCACCGAGGUCUGGGGAAUAAGUUUGGUCCACGCCGCCCUCAUCUUGAACAUCUGGAACGGAGUUUACCGGAUGUUGCCGGUUUUCUUCCUCUACUUGGUCCACGCAUUCCUCGGCAACUUCAAGCUCCUCGUCCUCACCAGCUUAUCUUACACCGCGGGGAUCACGAUGGUGGCCGUGUCAACACCUCCCCUCGCACACGCAACCGGCACGUGUAAAAGAUACAAACCGGAAUGCGUGGGCAGCGCUCAGAAAGGGCUCCUCAUCGCGGGCUUGGCCUUGAUAGCUGUUGGAGUUGCCGGCAACCUCAUCUCCGUCAAACCUUUCCUUCUCCAGCAGAGAGCGGGCGGCAGCAGCCAUAACUCGGCUUCAGGGAGUUCAACUGCAACUGCAAGCGCAGCCCGAAAGGCCGAGCCUCAUCAAUUGCUAGGCCUAAUAGGGGUGGUGGUCGUGGGCAUAGCCGGAGCUAUCGCUCUUCCAUAUAUAAGACCCCGAACCCUCAAGUUCGGGAUCCCGGCCAUCUGCACCGCCUUUGGCACCUUCCUCUUUCUCACCGGUUCCCGCGGUUACAAAAAGGAUCGUCAGGUGAAGGAGAGCCCGCUCUGCAUCGUGUGCCGAGUGCUGGUUGCGGCAUCGCUCAAGAGCUUCCGAUCAUAUCCCGAUGGCAAUGACCGCUAUCACGGCUACUCAGAUGAUAACAGGUUCACCACUACUAGGUGUCUCAGGGGACUGGAAAAGGCGGCCAUAAUAUUGCCCGGCGACGACACACAGAGGAGCAAGAGCUGGAUGCUCUGCACCGUAGCAGAAGUCGAGGAGACCAAGAUCGCAGUGCGGAUGGUGCCGAUGUGGAUGACCUUCAUAGUUUGCGGCAUAGUAGCCGCCAUCGGAGACACCUACUUCGUGGAGCAAGCAGGCAAACUCAACCGCAACAUAGGGACACUCAGGCUGCCUAUUCAAGUGCUUCUACUUGUGAGAAGGUCGGUCAAGGAUCAUCUAAACAUCGUGGUGAAAUGGUUGCUAAAGUGCAUUCGACGCGACAUCUCGCCCUCCUUGGGCAUAGCACUGGGAAUGAUAUGUUCGAUUUUGUGUUGCAUUACUGCAGCCUUGGUGGAGAGGAAGAGGCUUAGUGUUGUGAUCAGCCACGGCUUGCUGGACCAGCCCGAUGCACAGAUCAAGAUGAGUGUAUACUGGCUGCUUUUCCAGUUCGUUUUGUUAGGAGGGCUCGAGUCAUUUUUGGAGAAGAGUGUGAGCGCAUACUACAGAGACCAGUCGCCGAGAUCAAUGGAGAAUUACCUCGUCAAUUUCAUUCAAGGCGUGACCGGGUUGGGAUACAUGUGCAGUGCGUUAUCCGUUUAUGUAGUGGGGAAGAUUAGUGAGAGAGGAGGCAAGACCAACUGGUUUCAGCACACCUUGAACCGGAGUCGUCUGGACCGUUACUACUGGGUGCUGACCAGUUUGAGCACUGCGAAUCUUGUUGUGUUCGUGUUCGUGGCGUCGUUUUAUAGGUACAAGAAACCGAUCGGAGAAGGCGAGGAAGGGCCUGAUGCUGGCGGUGGUUACACGGAUGGAUAUAUUGAAGGAGAUCAGAAUAGAUCGUGUCCUUGCUUUUGUUGAGAGUUUGGUAUCACAUCUCAAUCUUUGCUCAUUUUAACUGUAUUCUGGGCAGAGGAUUCUGGGCAGAGGGUAAUAGUGCCAAAAUAUACGAAUUUUCAUAAUUUAUUGUUUAGUACACGAAUUUAAAAUUCUGUCUAUAAACAUGAAUUUAAUUUCUUUUUGUUUUUGGACACGAUGAACAUUUACGGAGAAUGAAUGUUGAGGUAAAAAUUGGAACUGUC
Molecule: messenger RNA, 2133 nt
Organism: Salvia miltiorrhiza (redroot sage)
Lineage: Eukaryota; Viridiplantae; Streptophyta; Magnoliopsida; Lamiales; Lamiaceae
Product: protein NRT1/ PTR FAMILY 5.5-like
Exons: 4
Coding region: 203-1912 (569 amino acids)
Biological process (GO): transmembrane transport
Cellular component (GO): membrane
Molecular function (GO): transmembrane transporter activity
Source: RefSeq, a predicted model, not a curated record